This is a messenger RNA of Purpureocillium takamizusanense, 1489 nucleotides long. RefSeq lists its product as uncharacterized. NCBI's taxonomy places the organism in Eukaryota, Fungi, Ascomycota, Sordariomycetes, Hypocreales, Ophiocordycipitaceae. The transcript has 3 exons. Gene Ontology annotation, cellular component: endomembrane system. The record is from RefSeq and is a predicted model, not a curated record. Bases 87 to 1337 code for a protein of 416 amino acids.
GCAAAACUUACUCGGCUGCACAAGUUUUAUUUCCCCAAGCACCGCCGACACAAUCGCGCCCAAGCGGUGCACUCAACGACGCCGACAUGAAGAUUGCAUAUCUCUCGAUCGGGAUAUUGUCCCUCCUCAGCCCGCUGACCGCGGCAUGGGACAAGGAAGACCGCGAAAUCUUCCGCAUCCGCGAUGAGAUCGCGGCGCACGAGCCGAACCCUGGGGCUACAUUCUACGAGAUCCUGGGCAUCCUCCCGAGCGCGUCGCAGGAUGACAUCAACAAGGCAUAUCGCAAGAAGACGAGGUCGCUGCACCCAGACAAGGUCAAGCAGCAGCUCAAGGCCGACCGCGCCAAAGCUGCUGCCUCCAAGAAGGCCAAGUCGGGCGGCGGCGGCGUGCACGUUGCGAAGCCGCCCACUUCGGCCGAGAUCAGGACGGCCGUCAAGCAGGCCUCGGAGUGCCAGGCCCGCCUGUCCCUCAUCGCCAACAUCCUGCGCGGCUCAUCCCGCCAGCGGUACGACCAUUUCCUCUCCAACGGAUUCCCGCUCUGGAAGGGCACCGACUACUACUACAACCGCUACCGGCCCGGCCUGGGCACCGUCAUGCUGGGACUGUUCGUGCUCGGCGGCGGAGCCAUCCACUACCUCGUCCUGUACAUGAGCUGGAAGCGGCAGAAGGAGUUUGUCCAGCGCUACGUCAAGUUCGCCAGGGACACGGCGUGGGGCAGCAUGGGCAUCCCCGGCGUAAGCGCAGCGCCUGCACCCGCGCCUGCGCCCGCGUCCGACUCGGACGACGAGGCCCCUCCCAUGCCCAUGAACAGAAAGCAGCGGCGUAUGCAAGAGAAGGAGUCCAAAAAGGAAGAUGGCCGCGGUCGCUCCAAGAAGGCGAGCCGCAAGGCGCAGAGCGCCACGCCCCCCGACACUUCAGCUGGUCCCGCGCCCACUGGGGCGCGCAAGAGGGUUGUCGCCGAGAAUGGCAAGGUCCUUGUUGUCGACUCCCUCGGCGACGUCUUUCUUGAAGAAGCGGACGAGGAGGGCAACGUCAACGAGUAUCUACUUGAUCCCGAUGAACUCCUGCAGCCGACGAUCAAGGACACAGCGGUCGUCCGUGUCCCUCUCUGGUUCUUCAAUAAGACUGUCGGUCGCUUUGUGACCAAGAAGCACGAGGAACUUGGCGCCCAAGAUUUCCACGACGAUUCGGACACCCCACAGCAUACCCCCACCACUGACUCGGCUGGCGAGGAUUUUGAGAUGUUGGACAAGAGCAUCGACUCGCUCAGCAAGGUAAAGACGACCGGCGCCCAGAGUGGCGGCAAGGCCAACAAGCGCAAGGGCAAGAAGAGGUAGGCUGCGUUAGUGCGGCAAGGCGACUUGACCAUCAUUGGCGAGGAAAAAAUUGUCGUGUUCAUGUAUGUUGAGGGAACGUGUAAAUGUAGAAGCGUAACUGCAGUAGACUAUUGAAUAUGAAAGAUGGCUACCAAGGGCCGCCUUUGAAGACG